Molecule: messenger RNA, 2883 nt
Organism: Radiomyces spectabilis
Lineage: Eukaryota; Fungi; Mucoromycota; Mucoromycetes; Mucorales; Radiomycetaceae
Exons: 1
Coding region: 1-2883 (960 amino acids)
Molecular function (GO): protein binding
Source: RefSeq, a predicted model, not a curated record
AUGUAUGGUGUCAAGGGAACGACAUCAUUCAUCAAUACCGUAGCACGCCAAGGCGUGCUAUCCAAACAGCUUACCGCAGCUCACGCCACUCCCAAAACCACAGCGUACCUGAACUCAUUCCCUUCUCGUAAUGUGUCGGCCAAGUUUUCAUAUACCACCAGCCGUGCAUCUACACAAUUUGGACCCAACAAGUCGUCGUUGCAACAGCAGCAACAAGAUCAGAAUGACAAUUCUUCUCGAUCUCGUUUCCAGGGCCGUCACCAAUGGCCACUUUCCAAAUUAUCCACUACCCAGCAGCUGCGCUUCCGAUCGACGCUCAAUGCCGCUACUGAGGUCUUGUCGGAGGCGCCUUCGGUGGGCGAACUGAAUGCCCGUAUUUUGGAAGCAGCACGAAAGAACAAUCCUCAGGCCGUUGUCGCUGAAUUUACGGCGGGCAAAGAAGCCGGCGCUCAAUUAUCCGAGCAGACGUACGAAGCCGUCGUCAAGGCCUACGGCACCCUUCGCAAAGAGAACCAGUCUUUGAAGCCUCUUUUGAGUGUCUACGAUGAUAUGGUGGCUCACGGUAUUCGGCCCACUUCUCACACUUACGCUAUGCUCAUUCGAUCGUUAUGUUUGCGGGAUCGCGAGGUCAACAAGACAUUGACCAUGCUUCGUAACCGCAAUGCUCGUUUUGCAGGCACUGUGUCAGCCAAUGACUUGACCGAUCUUGAAUCCGAGAACAACUUUGAACAAGCCAUUGCUCUUUUCAAUCAAGCCGUCCAAGAGAACCAGACCCAGGAUUUCGACACUGACCUCUACAACAAGCUGCUGCAGACUGUUUCGCACAAAGGCAAUACCAAGGAUGGUCUUUACAUCUUUGAACAGUUGGAGAAUGCCAAGAACGCCAAGGCUAACAGUGUCACUUUUGCUGCUUUGGUGUCUCUUUUCGGUGUGGCCGGCGAUCUCGGCGCCAUCAACGAAUGUUUCAUGGAAUACCAGGUGUUGAAGAAGAAACUUGACCGCCACCACGAGCCCCUGGUCGUCUACAACGCUUUGGUCCGCGCUUACAUUGACGCUGGUGAUUUACAGGGCGCCAUCAAUGUCGUUGACCAAGUUAUGCCCAAUGACAAGGUGGAAGCUAGCAUCUUCACCUACAAUCUUAUCAUCCGCAAGGUGUGCAGUGACGGCGAUCUUCCCAAGGCGGCGGAGCUUAUCGAGAAGCUGGUCUCUGAUCCAUCGUUGCCCAAGCCGGACGAACACACGUACAGCCACUUGUUGACGGCGUACUGUCGCGCGGGCGAUCUGGCCAAGGCUACCGAGACCUACGAAGUACUGAUCCAAAAGGAUAUCAGCAAACAGUUUGGCCAUUUGGCCAACUACAUCCAACUGUGUGCCCGACAAGGCGAACCGGAUAAAGCCGUUAGCGUAAUUACCGACAUGUGUGGACGUGGUUUGAAUUUGGAUGUGAACCUGAGCCGCACCGUGAUUUCGGCGUACAUCAAGGCUGGCAACUGGGCCAAGGUCACGGCCACCCUGGAUAAGUUUGUCGACUUGUAUUUCCGACACACCUACGUUCGCAAUGGCAGUCCCAUGGUGGACUAUGUGCAUGAAGUCGCUACGGAAGCCAAGGAUCUCGCGACGUCGUUGAAGGUUAUGCAGAUCAUGAUGAAGUGGAAGAUCCCUUCGUCCGGUACGGUGGCGGAGAAGAUUGCUCGCAAGUACGAAAUGACCAAACGGGAUCCUGAAGCCUGGGCCGCUUUCACACGAACGGCCAACGAAUUGUCAUUCAACACAUUGUAUGAAGCAGCAUUCCGAAGAGAAGACUCUCGCGAAACAUUCAUCACCAUGGCAUUUUCACUGCUGAGCGAUAUGAUUGCCGUUGGCGUCCAGCCCACCGGUAGUCUGUACGUACGUGUACAAGCGCGUUUGCAGAAAUACGCUACAUACGAAGCCGAGGUCCGAUGGAAGGAACAGUUCGCGCCGUUCUUGCCGGUCAUUGAAGAACGUAUUGCUCAAGAACAGCAAGAAAUUGGUGAUUCCGAUAAAUCGACUGCACCUGCGGUGACCAUGCUUUCGGAUAUGCAAUCUGGCGAAGCGCUUGGUGCGGCUCUCAGUGGCGAUUUUGACAAGGCAAUCAGUAUCAUGAAGGAGAAGAUUAUCGACCAAGGCUACGUACCGACCCCUGAAGCUGUACGUGAUAUGAUCCAACAUGCUUCCAAGUUCAACAACUUGCAAGCCGCUCAAUCCAUUUUUGAAACCGUGGGUCCGUCCCUGCAUCGUCUGGACAAACAUCGUCUUACCCGCGGCAAUCAGGUCAUUCUGAAUACCAUGCUGGUCGCCUAUGCACGUAACAACCAGUUCCCCAUGGCCCAGUCUUACUACCAGAAACUACGUGAACAGAACUUACUUCCUGACGGUGACGCUUACGCGUCGUUGUUGGCAUGUGCCGGUAAUUCGCCGGAUGAUGCCUCCAUGGAUCCCUUGAAGAUAUACAAAGAAGUCAAGCAACACAAGGUCCGUCUGUCCGUGUAUUUCUUCAAUGUGGCCAUCUCUCGCCUGGUCAAGACCAAUCGUAUCGACGACGCUUUACACAUCUUCAGGGACAUGAAGGCUGAAGGCUUCCAACCGAAUUCGGUCACUUACGCCGCGGUGAUUUCCGCUUGUCUCCACCAGCACGACGAAGCGCAGGCUACACGAUAUUUUAACGAGAUGGUGUCGUCGCCGAAAUACCAGCCACGUAUUGGGGCUUUCAACCACAUGAUUCAGUAUUAUUGGCAGCAAGACAAUCCCAACAAAGCGCUAGAGUACUAUCAUCUUUUGCAUCAGUACAACCUGAAGCCUUCCGAUCACACCACAAGAUUGCUUCAGCAAAUCCAAGGUGAAGAAGCGGUGACCGCCGCCUAA